Mangifera indica (mango) is the source of this 962-nucleotide messenger RNA. RefSeq names its product CASP-like protein 2C1. NCBI's taxonomy places the organism in Eukaryota, Viridiplantae, Streptophyta, Magnoliopsida, Sapindales, Anacardiaceae. The coding region runs from base 54 to 599 and encodes 181 amino acids. The record is from RefSeq and is a predicted model, not a curated record. The transcript has 3 exons.
ACAAGUUUUGAGAGCAUUAAUAAAUUCAUCGUUGGGGUUUCAGUCGUUCAUAUAUGGAUAUACUGAAAACUGAGGCUUUUCUGAGGCUUUCUGCAGCUUUAGUCUUUGUCUUGGCAGCAUGUUUAGUUCGACUCGAUACUCAAACCAAGUUUAUCUUCUUCACUGAGAGAAAAAUUACGUUCAAGGAUUUGAAUGGUCUACAAGCUUUGGUUUAUGCUGCUUUUGUGGCUGCGGGGUAUAAUGUUCUUCAACUGAGUAGAUGCAUUUUCUUUGUAAGUUGCUUUCAUGGAAAUUUAUCAAAGAGGUCUUACAGAUAUCUUGCUUGGGUUGGUUACUUGUUGGACCAGGUAGUACUCUACCUUACAUUUGCGACUAACUCGGCAGCAGUUGAGCAAUCAAUGCUAGUAGUUACAGGCAUGAAGGAAUUUCAGUGGGCAAAAUGGUGCAACAAAUACACAAGAUUCUGCUUCCAAACAGGUGGAGCAAUUUGCUGCUGCUUUUUAGCUUGUUGUCUUAUGGCUUUUACAACCUUCGUCUCGGGCUUCAAUUUGUUUAGGCUCUAUUCGCCCAAGAAGUUCCUACGCUUAAAAAACACUUGAAGUCUUUUUAUAUACAAUAAAAUUAUACACAUCCAGUCUUGAGUAUCUAAUUAAUUACUUAGAUGAUGUGUCAUUAUGUGAUGAGAGAUUUAGAAUUAAAUAUAAAAUAACACUCAAUCAUCUGAGUAUAUAAUUAGAUACUCAUAACUGAAUACAUAUAAUAUUAUAUGCAAUAAGUUCGAUAUAACUUUAUAUUUCUAUUAAUUAUAAUGUAUUUAUUUUAUCAGAAACUUUAGGCAUUGAAGGAUAGUAAAGUUGGCCGAUUGAGCGCGGUUUGUUGUUUUAUGUACCAUACUAUAUUAAUUAUGUUCAUUGUUAAUAUAGAUUAAAUAAAUAAAUAAGUGGCUUGAGAUUUACAUGUUA